CUGCUGCCGUUCAUGCAACAACACGGUCCAGAAUUGACAGUUCAACAAGACAACGCUACACCCCAUACAGCGAUCUUGUGCGGUCAAAUUUACGCAGUUGUCAAAAUCUGCCGGUGACCUGUGCAGAAGGCAAACAGCUGGUUAACGAUCAAUGUCACAGUCUGUUCUCCUCGUCCAACAUGUACGGGUACCGAGUGUGUUUCCAGACCAACAUCUCCAUCACCAACCAGCUGACAUCAACCAGAGAUCUAAUGCAUACAAUAACUAGCCACUACCCUGUAAUAAACUAUAGAGUGAUACAACUCGCUAACAUAACAUCAUAUGUUCUAGAAAUGCAAAACUGUCCUCACAAAAAUAUGUACACUGUGGUGCGUUACGUGAUGUUCAUUUUCUCGAUACGAUACAUGAACAGAGAUCAAUUGGAAAGAGAUCUUAUGAAUGACAAGGCUAUAAUGAUAAACUCUAGCAUUCAUAUUAGGUACCAAGGAGGGUGUAAAGGAUCGGUAUCAGCAUUAAAGAAAGGAGACGGGUAUCACUGUUCUACGCAGUUUCACAAAUUUAAUUUCACUUAUUCGUUUGCAAUAUCAAGAAAUGGCGUGAAAAUAAAAACAGGUGCAAAAUACCUUCAGCUGAAUAAGCAGCUUAGUUGCCCAAGAGUCGUCCUGAAUACUUCACAUUAUAGUAUCACUUACCAUGAUAGCACACCCAGUACUAAGGAGAACAAAGCCUCUACAUUUCCAGUUUUAGUACUUUUGAAAACUCGGAACAUACUGAAAGAUGAAGAUUUCCAAGAGAUGGAUAAUGGAAUUGUUAUCGUCUGUCUCCGUGACUAUAUGGAUGCUACUUUCCAAAUGGCUGUUCCGUGUAACAAUCAACGUGUCGUGACGCAGACAAUUAUUCUUGGUGUUUUGUCCUUCGUUUGUACCUCGGUGUCGUUAUUCUUUUUAGCCAUGACGUUUCUGACGUAUUGCCUUUUUCCUAGUAUGCGAACAAUAGGCGGGGUCUGUAACAUGGGACUUGUAGCUACAAUGUUCGCAGCACAAUCCUUGUUUGAAUUUGGAGUGGAGCAAAAUGAAGAUGUCGUUGGUUGUCAAAUUAUUGGGAUUUUUAUUCAUUUUCUUUGGCUGGCAGCUGUGUUUUGGAUGAACGCGUGCACGUUUUUGCUUUUUCUGAAACUAUCAUUCCCGCUUAAAUGUAGAAAUGUUGGUCGCAAUCUUAUGAAAAUAUUUCCUCUUUCUGCCCUGUAUGCUAACGGGGCGUCUGCUUUAAUUGUUUGCUUAAACAUAAUUUUUAACAUUCUUUCCCGAGGUGAUAUUGGAUACGGCGGUAAUAUGUGUUAUCUUAAUACAAUGUUUUCUAAGAUAUAUUUCUUUAAGGUCCCAAUGGGAAUACUGAUAAUCAUCAAUAUUUGUUUGUUUACCUUUACAAUCUGUAGAAUACGUCACCAUGAUUCGGUAAGCAGUACACGGGAGAGUAAGAUCAAUUUAUUUUCGUGUGUUAAGUUAUCCGUCCUCACUGGAGUGGUGUGGCUGUCCUCAUAUCUGUAUGAGAUAUCCCACACGAUAGCGUUUGCCUACAUAUUUACAGUCCUUGUUGGAGCACAGGGUGUCCUGUUCUUUUUUGCUAUAGUAGUUAACAGAAAGGGAUUGUCGCUUUGGAACAAUUGCCUUGCGAACCUGACGUGCUACUGCUUUUUAAAAAGAAAAGAUUAGCUCAGUGUCGAAUUUCCU
This is a messenger RNA of Gigantopelta aegis, 1730 nucleotides long. Its product is annotated as adhesion G protein-coupled receptor F5-like. The record is from RefSeq and is a predicted model, not a curated record. Gene Ontology annotation, molecular function: G protein-coupled receptor activity. Lineage: Eukaryota; Metazoa; Mollusca; Gastropoda; Neomphalida; Peltospiridae. The transcript is spliced from 2 exons. Gene Ontology annotation, biological process: G protein-coupled receptor signaling pathway; cell surface receptor signaling pathway. Gene Ontology annotation, cellular component: membrane. The coding region runs from base 180 to 1712 and encodes 510 amino acids.